AUGCUCUCUAUAUGGCGGAAAUAUGGCAUAGCUACGGCGGCGGCAGCAGCAGCAGCGGUAGGGACAGUGUCGCGAUCUACGCUAGUCAAGACCUUCACAGUACACUACUCCCUCUCCACCUCCACCGAGACCACCACCACAACAUCAAUACCCGCUUUCAUCCCAACUAACGAGAAACAACGGGCCUUUUUAAACAGACAGACAGAAAAGGAUCUAUUCUCAAGAAAGACCUACUUGCUCGACCUCUACAAGCACAUGAACGACACCAACGAGAUCAUCUUGUACGUCCACCACAACAACUUGACCAAGUCGGAGAACCAGCAUGUGCGUGAAGAGAUCAAAAAGAUUGGCGCCGUCAAGAACGAACAGGGGCUAUACGUUGGUGGUGCCCGCUAUACGAUGUUGAAGAACUCGAUAUAUUCGUUGUAUCUUCGUUCUAGCCAUGAGGUGGACCCCGCGGCUAAGGGAAUGACGCUUAAGAAUAAGGAUCGCAAGCAUCCGUUGUUGCCUUUGUUGGCGGGUCCCACUGCGUGCAUCACGAUUCCGGAAUGCGAGCCCAGCGCCAUUCUGCAAGUGCAGAAGAUCUUGAAGAAGAUGAGCGACAAGUUGAUUAUUAUUGGUGCGCAAGUGGAAAAGAGCAGCGUGAUGAAUGCUGCCGAGUUGAACCUGUUUAAAAAUUUGCCGGACAAACAAGGGUUGCAGGGUCAAUUGUUGGGGUUGUUGACUAUGUCUGGUGGUGCUGGCUUGGUUCAGACUUUGGAGACACCGGGCCAUUUGUUGUAUUUGACGAUGGACACUAGAGCCAAGGAUUUGGAUCCCGAGGCUGAGAAGUGA
Molecule: messenger RNA, 834 nt
Organism: Lodderomyces beijingensis
Lineage: Eukaryota; Fungi; Ascomycota; Pichiomycetes; Serinales; Debaryomycetaceae
Source: the annotation of a GenBank genome assembly